AUGCUAGCACCAUUCAAAGUCCAAAUUUGUGUUUUGCUCUAUUUGUUUGAAAAUGUUCCCUUUCACCAUCCAAGGUUGCCUGAGGAUACAAUGGCGGUGACGGUGGUGUAUGAUAACUCUGAGGCAACAGAGCUCUGUGCACAUCAGCACCUCUACCUCAUGCCCAUAGCAAAAUUGAUUAUCAAUGUAUGGCUCCCAGAGAGUACAGAACCUAUGAGGCCUUUCUUGAACUGGGAAGUUCUUGACCAGCUGAAGAGGCUGAUUUGCCCUGAUCAGUUAUCACCACAGUUCAACUCCAAGUGUAUGAAGAAUUUCAUCCGAUUCCAGGGGGAGGCUUAAACACAAAGUUUGAUCCUGAAGGCAAAAUUACAUGGGAAGAUCAUCAAGCUAAAUGGAUUGAAACCAGACUUAAAAGUAGUGGCUACAGAUGCACAGGGACAGUGGGAGCACUUCCCGAAGGAACAGGAGGCCCCAUCAAGUGACAGGGCUGAUGAGCUGGACCACAAUAAGAGCCUGGAUUCCACACAUUUUGAAGGCUUGCCUGGCAAGUGGUUUGCGCCUAAAGGUUCCACUGGGGGGAAGCCAUGUGAAAAGAUCCUACAGGUGGUCAUUGAGAAUUUUGGGAAGAUCAAGAAUGUGGAUAUUUCUAUGUUUAACCCCUACAGAGAGGUAAUGAAUGGUGGAAGCUUUGGGGGGUUUAGCUUCAGCAUGCAGACAUUUGAGGCCUUUGUACAGUACUAGGAGUCAGCUGACUUCAUAAAAGCCAUGGAGACCCUUUGAGGGAUGAAGCUGAUGCUUAAAGGGGAUGGUGGGAAAGCUCUGGCAUGUAACAUUAAGGUUAUGUAUGAUACAACCAAACACUUCCGUAAGGUUAUUUGGAGGCAAUAUCAGGAAAGGCUAAGAUUACAAGAACUGGAGGAAGAAAGCAAAGAAAAGAAGAGAGAUCAGGAAGAGUGUGUAAGAAAAAGAAAGGAGGAGAGGAAAGCCCAGGAAGAGAGGAAGAAGGCCAGGGUCAGGAGGUGACCCCUAAGGGACAGACACCAGCAAAGGAAGCGGGACAGAGACAAAGCUGAGCUGCCUGGAGAGCCCAACACUUCGGAGGAGUGAGAGGAGAGGAAGUUCCUACUGGCAAGGCAGGUGGAGGCCACUUGAUUGCUACUGGUGCUCCUGAGGAAAAUUGCAGAACCCACACAGUUUAACCCACAAGAAGUAGAUGUUGCAGGCCCUGAAGCUACUCAUGGUCUGGGGAAUUCAUUGAAAACUCUAAAGAAAGAAAAGUUAAAUACCCAAUAUCUUCAAAGUCAGGAGAAAGUGCCAAGAUAGGUUGCCAGUUUAGAUAAUAAAUAAAAACAAAAAAUGGAGGAAAGAAAUAGGGCUCAGUUACAUGAAUCUUCCCUCCAUUGUAGAAAAAAUGGAAAUGAUUCAGCCAGAAAAAAGGGAACUGGACAAUUAUUUACCAAUGAAUGCAAUGACAUUUUUGACUUUGACCAGAAUUCCUUGCAGAUUACAUUAAUUCAAGGUCAGCCUCCUGAGAAGGAAGACCACCUCAGUUCUAAUAACUAUCCUUUCAGAUUAUCUGAGCAAGACCUAUGCAAGAAAAACCGCGAAACAUGUGACCUCAUUGACUUUCUAUUAAACCAUUAUUAUCACACUCCAAAAUAUCCUUCUAUCUGUCUAGAACCAAGUCACCCAACAAGCACAUGUCAGUGGCAGAGAUCUGUCCAUGCUACAGGAAAUGGAUUUCAGAUCAAUUUGAGAAAUUACCAAUGUGACUCAACCAGCUUGAGUCAAAUGCAAAACCUGCAUACUCAGGGUCCUGUGCAAAAGCCACAAAAUAGAGCAAAAGUUUAUUAUGCCGAAGGAUGGUCUGAGGAGUUUAAAAAUCAGCCCAGGGACUCAGCCAGUGAAUCUGAUGAUCAGUUGACCCCAACUGAUGGAGAGGGCCAUCUGUUGGAAAAGACCGAUGCUUACCAGGUCAAAGAUUCCAAAUCCGGAAGUCAAAGCCAAUUUUCCUCACCCAAAAGGUCAGCAGAGUUGGAGUUGGCAGAUUUCCUCGAGGAAAUUAGUAGUGAUUCUGAAUGCUUCAAUGAAAUCCUCAUCAUAAACACAGAGGAGGAAGAGAAAUCUGUGGCCAUAUAUGAAAAUCCACCUGAAAGAGGAUCUCUCGAUGCUGAAGUCAUCACUAACAAUCAAGAAAUUAGAUCAAGUCAGCCGACCUUGUAUACAGAGUGUAAAAAUUUUGAGGAGGAGAAACACUCUAAAUACCAUUUUAGGAAACCGGUCAAGAGGUUCAAGUAUGAACGAAGAAGUUCAUUGCUUGAGGGUGAAAACAAUUCCAUGAGAGUUGAGAACAGCAACAGCAAAAUGAAGAAAAGGCUAGGCCCCAAAUACAUGUUUGGUCAGGGCAACUACCGCAAGUCCAGUUCCGGUUACCUACUAGGCAAUAUCGCAAGAAAGAGGAGGUGGUUCCGUUAUAAUACAUUUUACCAGAGAGUGAACUACAGGCUCUUUCGUGCUCCAACAUCAUCAUCAAAAUUUACUAAUGCUUUCUAUUCAAGGCGUUUUCCCCAAAGAAGACAGACUAUGUGGAAGACAAGAAAUAACCAGAAUGUAAGAAGAUUCACAAGACAUGAGAAUUCUACACAUUUCAGGCCAACUUCUGAUAAUUAUAAUAUUAGAUGUAACAAUCAGGAGCACACUGGCUAUAGAAGCUGUUUAGAAAACAACUAAAGCAAUUCUUUAUACUUCUAA
Messenger RNA from Myotis myotis, 2751 nucleotides. Its product is annotated as A-kinase anchor protein 17B. Lineage: Eukaryota; Metazoa; Chordata; Mammalia; Chiroptera; Vespertilionidae. The record is from RefSeq and is a predicted model, not a curated record.